GCCUUAAUAGACUGUGGACACAAGUUCUUUUAGGCUUUGGCUAGUUGCAUUGUGGCGUAUUUCUGGGUAAAACAUGAGCUCUAGAUCAAGGGGCUAUUUUGGGCACCUUUCUCGUUAGUGAAAACUACAUCCGUUCAUUGAUAUUUCGUUUGAUUUUUCCAUUUAAGAAAAUCACCAAUUAUUUGGGUUGUAAUUUAGAAUGAUAAUCAUCUAGCGAAAAUGAGGAAAAAUGACAGUUCGUUUUAUAGUAAUUUAGGAAAUUUCUCAAUAAAAAAGUGCAAAGUUGUAAUAUUAUAGGGCAUCCAUAGAGGAGUUAAACACAAUAUUUAAUGAAUUAGUCAAUUUAUAUCCCGCGGAAGGAUGGAUUACAGCUGUUAAACUGCAAUGUAUAGCAAGACAUCAAGAAUGGAAACAAAUGAAUUAUCCUGCAGCUGUGUCAACGUAUAAUCAAGCACUACAGAUUUGGUUUGAAUAUGUAGAAGACAAAGAAUUAAAUUGUUCCUUUGAUAUAGCUGAAACUUAUGCAAGCAUUGGUUACUGUUACCGUGAUGUCAUAAAUGAUUUGACACAGGCUACGAAACAUUUUGAUUUAGCUAUUGAAUAUUAUCAGUUUGGACUCAGUGAUGAAGCAGCUACAGAUCACGAGAAGAUGACGAUAUUAGAUAAGCUAAUUACUUUUUAUAAAAACAAGAUGGAAACUGUAAUAAAUGCUGAUGAUAAAGUUGAAAAAGUUCGAGGCGCCGUGCUGGCAAUUCAGUACCAGGAAUUAGCUCUGGAAUAUAUGCUGAAGUAUCAUUCCUCGACUGACAUCGAAAUUGGUAGUCUUACCAGAAGAUUAGCCGAUUUCUAUAACUUUGCAUCUAAAUAUGAUGAUGCCUUAAUGAAUUAUCAAAAAGCUUUACGAAUCUACAUGGAGCAAUAUGAAGCGGAUUCAAUGUGGAUUUCUUCUAUAUGCUCAAGCUUGGUAGAACUUUUCAUUUCACAUAAACAUGAUUAUGAUUCGGCACUUCGAUAUCAAAUAAUAGGGCAUACUCAUACAUUACAAGAAAAUCUUUUAAAACCAACAGAUAUCGUAUAUCAAAUCCAUUGGAAAAAGGAAAAUAUAGGUAUACAUCUGUUAAAAUAUGACACAGAAUUAGAACUACCAGUUGAUAUUACCGAUCUAGGCGAUCUUAAAGCUGCUUUGUAUGUGUUGUUAAAUACAAAAAAGUAAUUCUAGAAGUCAUUGGUUUUUGCUUUGUUUUUCUAAACUUUUGCGGUUCCUGAUUUUUGUCGUACUGAAUAUUUUGGCAUAUUCCUUGUUGCUAGUAUUGAUAUGGGAUGUAUGACCAUUUUGUUGGUAUGACCUUAUAAAAUCUGGUUCUACAGAUAGACAGGAUAAGAAUAUGCGUAAUGACUUUUUUACAAUGAUUGUCUGCUGAAGAUCAAUACGUAUUGUAGUCAGAAAGGACUUCUAAAACUUAUAUUUUGAACGAAACAGCAUUGCUUUAUUUUGUUUAGCGUUGAUUAGGGAAGAUCUAUUUCCAUCUUAUGUACUAGUUUCAAGUU
Didymodactylos carnosus is the source of this 1548-nucleotide messenger RNA. The record is from the annotation of a GenBank genome assembly. NCBI's taxonomy places the organism in Eukaryota, Metazoa, Rotifera, Eurotatoria, Philodinida, Philodinidae.